GUCGUUUCCGGUUGCAUGUGUACUGUACACACACUGUAAAGUUGUGAAGCGUUAGCUAGUACCGUGCCGAUAUGGCGGAGAACUCUAUAACAGUGACAGUUGCUUAUGGCACAACCAAACACAACAUCACUCUAACAGCACAGGAUGGACAUGAAGCACUGUUAAAGGAUUUGUGUGAGGCGCUUACAGAAGCCACAGGAGUACCAAUACCAUCCCAGAAAGUCAUAUUUAAAGGGAAAUCACUGAAGGAGAUGGAGGAGCCGCUGUCCAGCUUUGGAAUAAAGCAGGGUUGUAAACUGAUGAUGAUUGGAAAGAGGAACAGCCCUGAGGAGGAAGGUGAGCUUAAAAAGCUCAAAGACAUUGAAAAGUCAGUGGAGCAAACUGCCAAGAAGCUAGAGAAGGUGGAUGGUGAACUAACAGGACUGAAGAAUGGUUUUCUUGCAAAAGAGUUGCAAGCUGAGGCUCUUAACAAACUGGACCACAGGGUGAAAGUUGCCGCUGAGCAGUUCAUGAAAAUCCUAGAGGAAAUAGAUGGAAUGAACUUGCCUGAGACUUUUAGUGAUUCCAGGAUGAAGAAAAAAGGACUUGUGAAAACUGUUCAGGGUUUCAUAGCACAGUGUAACAAAAUUGAAGCUGGAAUAUCAGACCACUUGGCUAAGAUUCAGACAAAAAAUUUAGCCUUAGCAGAAUGAUCAUGAAUUAAGACUCCUGAUCUCAGUAGUUACUGGUGCUGCAAAUGAGAAACCUCACUGAGAGCUUUGGCACUGGAGGCGGUCCUGCAGUUCAACUACACUCCACAACCUACACAUGCACCUGUUCUACAGAGAAGAACCGGCAGCACUCCAAACAUUUUGAAAUCGUUUUCUUAUGAGUUUAGAUUUUUCAUGCUAAUUAUUGGAAAUACUUAUGGCUAGGUGUAGGGAGUUUUGACCAUCUGGAACACACUGUUCACUAUUUAAACUUUAUGCAGCCUGACAGAUGUUGGAUUCAGUCUUAUUUUAAUCAAAGAAGGGGGGAAAAAAUAACGAUGUUGGAAGAAUACCCUUUAAGGAUCUAAUGUAAAUGAUCAAAUUCAGUAAAUCGUGUUUUUUUUUUGUAGUAAAACUUUUGGAUAUUUUUUUUUCUAUUUAUGAAAAGAUUGUAGAAUUGAUAGUCCUUGUUUUGAUUUUAUUAUGAUUAAAUCUCAGGGUGCUUCAAACCACUGGUGGUUUUCCUUAUCAAUUUCGGUGUCAAAUGUUGUUGUCAAGUUAUUGAGAGAAAUUAAACAUUUGAAGACAACUUUUGUGUCAUCUCAGUAACCCUUUGCCAAUGUCUUGUUCGGUACAAUUCUAAAUCUACUAGGUUUCAAUUAUAUUAUGUAUUAAAAUACUAAAAU
This is a messenger RNA of Carassius carassius (crucian carp), 1375 nucleotides long. RefSeq names its product BAG family molecular chaperone regulator 1-like. Gene Ontology annotation, cellular component: cytoplasm; membrane; cytosol. Gene Ontology annotation, biological process: protein stabilization. The record is from RefSeq and is a predicted model, not a curated record. The coding region runs from base 72 to 692 and encodes 206 amino acids. The transcript is spliced from 7 exons. Lineage: Eukaryota; Metazoa; Chordata; Actinopteri; Cypriniformes; Cyprinidae. Gene Ontology annotation, molecular function: protein-folding chaperone binding; adenyl-nucleotide exchange factor activity.